GGUAGCCGCCGCAUUUGGAGCGAGAAGGAGGCGAUCAUCCCUUCGGCCUCUUCUCACGCAAACCCUACUCCAGCGCUGAACCUUCAUCAAUGGCCGCAUCCGCUUCCUCUUCCAUCUAUUCACCCCUCCAAUCUCCCGCAAGGCCUACGCGCGGCCUCAGCACCGUUUGUUUCCCCGGCGCCUCCUCCGUUUCCCUUCGCCGGCGCGGCCUGCGCUACCCCUUCCUUGUUCGGAUCGGUUUCUGCUGUGCGUCGUCUGAUAAAAUCCUGACAAGGGUGUCCGCUAGGUCAGUUCCGGUGAUGGAUCCGACGAAACGAGAGGUAGCGCCGAAGGUUUCUACCGUUGUGGAUGUCGAUCUCGGAAACCGAAGCUACCCGAUUUACAUCGGUUCGGGACUACUCGAUGUCCCCGAUCUGCUCCAGAGGCAUGUGGAUGGAAAGAGGGUGCUUGUUGUGACGAAUACCACGGUUGCUCCUCUGUACCUCGAUAGAGUUGUCGAGGCUUUGACACGGGGGAAUCCUCAUGUUUCUGUGGACAGCGUGAUCAUACCUGACGGGGAAAAGUACAAAAACAUGGAAACGUUGAUGAAAAUAUUUGAUAAGGCAAUAGAAUCUAAGAUGGACCGUCGCUGCACAUUUGUGGCUCUUGGUGGGGGAGUGAUCGGUGACAUGUGCGGAUUUGCAGCUGCUUCUUAUGUCCGUGGUGUUAACUUUAUUCAGAUUCCCACGACUUUGAUGUCUCAGGUGGACUCUUCUGUUGGUGGGAAGACUGGCAUAAAUCAUCCACUGGCCAAGAACAUGAUUGGGGCAUUCUACCAACCACAAUGUGUUCUUAUAGAUACUGAUACUCUAAACACGCUACCAGAUAGAGAACUAGCUUCUGGUAUAGGCGAAGUUAUCAAAUAUGGGCUUAUCAGGGAUGCAAAGUUCUUUGAGUGGCAAGAGAAGAACAUAAAGGCACUUUUGGCAAGGGAUUCAAGUGCCUUAGCAUAUGCUAUCAAGCGCUCAUGUGAAAACAAAGCUGAAGUUGUCUCCUUAGAUGAGAAGGAAAGUGGACUAAGGGCUACCUUGAACUUGGGUCAUACAUUUGGCCAUGCUAUAGAAUCAGGCUUUGGGUAUGGGCAGUGGCUCCAUGGAGAAGCCGUCGCAGCUGGCAUGGUUAUGGCAGUCGACAUGUCGUAUCGCCUCGGCUGGAUCGACAACAGCAUUGUAGAGAGAGUCCACAACAUCUUGCAGCAGGCCAAACUCCCGACCACUCCUCCUGAGAUGAUGACCGUGGAUCUGUUCAAAACCGCCAUGGCGGUUGAUAAAAAAGUAGCAGAUGGUGUUCUACGGCUCAUCCUCCUUAAAGGUCCUCUUGGCAGCUGUGUUUUCACAGGGGACUAUGACAGUAAAGCACUGGAUGAAACUCUCCAAGCCUUCUGCAAAAGCUGACAAAAUCUUUCCCACCUUUUUGUACCAUAAUGUUGUAGUAAUCUUUGCACUCUCUUUGUAUGUUGUUGUAAUUGUUUGAAAUUCUUUGCUGCUUUGUUGAGUUAUAUUGCUGAAGCAUGUAGAAUAAACACGUGAUAAUUGUAAUAUGUAUGAUUUGAACC
This is a messenger RNA of Phalaenopsis equestris, 1594 nucleotides long. Its product is annotated as 3-dehydroquinate synthase, chloroplastic. The record is from RefSeq and is a predicted model, not a curated record. Gene Ontology annotation, molecular function: 3-dehydroquinate synthase activity. Gene Ontology annotation, biological process: aromatic amino acid biosynthetic process. The coding region runs from base 90 to 1433 and encodes 447 amino acids. NCBI's taxonomy places the organism in Eukaryota, Viridiplantae, Streptophyta, Magnoliopsida, Asparagales, Orchidaceae. Gene Ontology annotation, cellular component: cytoplasm. The transcript is spliced from 8 exons.